This is a messenger RNA of Daphnia pulicaria, 1063 nucleotides long. RefSeq names its product rhythmically expressed gene 2 protein-like. The record is from RefSeq and is a predicted model, not a curated record. Bases 36 to 902 code for a protein of 288 amino acids. NCBI's taxonomy places the organism in Eukaryota, Metazoa, Arthropoda, Branchiopoda, Diplostraca, Daphniidae. The transcript is spliced from 4 exons.
AUUUUUUUUCAGAAAAAAAAGGACAAUUUACGUUAAUGUCGUCUGCUGGAUUUUCUCCUGCCAAAUUUGUUUUGUUUUGGUUUCCGACGACUCUAAGCAUUGAAGUGUUCGCUCCGACCUUUCGCCUUUCGUGGCUGAAGAGAAAAACAAACAAACAACAGAUUAUGGGUUACAAGUUAAUAACGUUUGAUUUCACGGGGACGCUGAUGCGGUUUCGAAAACCACCGACCGUCCAGUAUGAAAAUAUAGCCCGUCUGUAUGGAAUUGAAAUAAAGAAUAAAAAAGCUUUUCAUGACAAUUUUAAAAAAGCAUUCAAAACUGUCAAUGAAGUUCAUCCAAAUUUUGGAGCCAGCACCAAUCUACAUUGGACUGAGUGGUGGUUAAAUGUUGUGAAGCGUACAUUUAUCAGUGCUGGGAUUCAUGAUAGCCCAAAUUUAGAUGCUACAUCAUGGCAUCUCAUUAAAUUAUAUGGUACUACUGCAGGGUGGGAAGUUGUGCCAGGUGUAGAAAGAGUGCUACAAUCUUUAAAACAGAAGGAUAAAAAGAUUGGCAUAAUUUCCAACAUGGACCCAAGAUUAGAAAAUAUCCUAAAGGAAGCCGGAUUGCGACACUAUUUUGAAUUUGUUUUACCAUCCUAUGAAGUCAAAUGUGUUAAACCUCAGUCUGAUAUUUUCAGACUUGCAUUGGAAAGGUAUAGCUUGCUUUGUAAAGAAAACACCAAACCAGAAGAGUGUUGUCACAUUGGUGACAGCUAUAAUGAGGACUAUUUGGGAGCAGUACAAUCUGGGUGGAAUGCUAUCCUAGUAAACAAGUUUUCCAACUCUCUCAAUUCAAGUAACUGGUGUGCUAAUUUUGAAGAAUUUCACGACCGAUUACUUGAUAGUCUUAUCAAUAAAAAAUAGUUCAGAAUGGUAAUUGUGGAUAUAUCUAAUUAGCAGUUUGACUGAAGUAGACUUACAUAUUCACACCUUUUUCAAAAGUUGGAUUUUCCAAACAAAUAACAUUUUUGCACAUUCUAAAUCACUGUAACUUUAAGUAAUUACAAAGAGUGAUAGUUAUUUAA